AUGAAUCGUGCUCAAAUGUUAUUAGUACAAGACCCUAAUUACUCAAAGGGCUUCAAAUUUGGACAUGUGUGGAGCAUUCUUCAAGGUAUUGAGAAAUUCAAUAGUGACAACGUCAAAGCUGCAUCUACGAGAGUGCAACGACAAACUGCUCAAGAUGAUUAUUCUCAAUCAUAUAAUCUUGAGAAAGAUGUUUAUUCACCUUCAUCUCCACAUGUCUCUUCGUUUAAUCUUAACAUCACUGAUUCAGACAGUGGUGGUACUUCAACUAAACGACCUAUUGGGGUGAAGAAAACAAAACUGAAGAGAAAGAAUGAACAACAAUUCAGUAAAAUGGUUUCACAGAAUGACGAACUUGUUGCGGCGUUGGAUCGAAGUACCAAUGUUGCUAUGUUCAAGGAAGAGAAUAAAAUUUUAUUCAAAGAUUUGAAUACCAUUGCUGAUCCGAUAAUACGUGAAUUUAUUCGCGGUGAACAAGUCAGAAUUAUGCAAAAGAGGACUGAAAAUCAAAAAUCUCAAUCAACUUCACAUCAAGGAGAAGGAUCUAGGAUCAAUUCGUCUCAAGAAGAAGAACAAGGAUCUCAAGAUCCUUUGAAUGAUUCCGGUAAAUUUUAUGAUUACUUCGGUGGUUUAUUAGGAGCCAUCGGAUCUGAAUCUACUGAUCCAUUCAAUCUAACGCUUCAGAUCAAGUCUCAUCUCAAGUGGUCAGAUCGUGACUCUUCGCGAUCCAACACUCCAGAUCGCAUCACCGGCGAUCCAUCACACCUCUUUGAUCAAUGGUAG
Messenger RNA from Zingiber officinale, 780 nucleotides. RefSeq lists its product as uncharacterized. The transcript is spliced from 2 exons. NCBI's taxonomy places the organism in Eukaryota, Viridiplantae, Streptophyta, Magnoliopsida, Zingiberales, Zingiberaceae. The record is from RefSeq and is a predicted model, not a curated record. The coding region runs from base 1 to 780 and encodes 259 amino acids.